AUGGACAACGAGAUCGAUGUUCCUUCAUUCUUUGUCUGCCCCAUUUCCUUAGAAAUCAUGAAGGAUCCAGUGACGGUUUCCACGGGCAUCACCUACGACCGUGAAAGCAUCGAAACCUGGUUGUUCUCUAAGAGAAACACCACAUGCCCCGUCACCAAACAACCCUUGUUAGAUUACACCGAACUCACCCCUAACCACACCCUUCGGAGACUCAUCCAAGCGUGGUGUACCAUGAACGCUUCUUACGGCAUCGAAAGGAUCCCAACUCCAAAACCUCCUGUUAACAAGACUCAGAUUUCGAAGCUUCUUAAAGACGCUCCUCACUCCCCUCUAAUUUGCCUCCGAAGACUCAAAUCCAUCGCUUCGGGAAGCGAGACAAAUAAGCGAUGCAUGGAAGCUGCAGGUGCUGUUGAGUUCCUAGCAUCGAUUGUGAUGAACAACAAUAGCAAAAACGAUUCUUCAAUUGGAACUGAUCCCAAUGAUGGAUCUGGAUUCGAGUUGAAAACAAAUCCAAGCGAUGAAGCUUUGAGUUUGCUUCACAAUCUUCAUUUAUCUGAACAAGGGUUGAAGACUCUUCUAAGCUUCAGAAACGGAGAGUUUAUCGAGUCUUUGACAAGAGUCAUGCAGAAGGGGUUCUUUGAAUCACGUGCUUAUGCAGUUUUCUUGUUGAAAUCUAUGUCUGAAGUCGCUGAUCCAGUGCAAUUGUUGCAUCUAAGUCAGGAACUUUUCGUGGAAUUAGUGCAAGUAUUGAAGGAUCAGAUUUCAACAAUGACAUCAAAAGCGAUCCUUCAAACCUUAAUCCAAUUCUCUCCUUGGGGGAGGAACAGGAUCAAGGCAGUGGAAGCAGGAACCGUUCCUGUUCUUAUAGAGCUUCUUCUGGAUUGCAAUGAUAGAAAGCCUUGUGAGAUGAUGCUGGUGCUGUUGGAGAUACUGUGCCAGUGUGCUGAGGGAAGAGCAGAACUAUUGAGUCAUGGAGCAGGUCUUGCCAUUGUUUCAAAGAAGAUUCUAAGAGUUUCGACAUUGGCGAAUGAUAGGGCUGUUAGGAUUCUUCUGUGUAUUUCCAAGUUUUCUGCGACUCCACAUGUUGUUCAAGAAAUGCUGAAACUUGGUGUGGCGGCGAAACUGUGCUUGGUGCUUCAGGUGGAUAGUGGAAACAAGGCCAAGGAAAAGGCAAGAGAGAUACUCAAAUUGCAUGGUCGGGCGUGGAAGAAUUCUCCAUGCAUACCGAACAAAUUGCUUUCUUCACACCCUUAUGCGUGA
Molecule: messenger RNA, 1260 nt
Organism: Sphenostylis stenocarpa
Lineage: Eukaryota; Viridiplantae; Streptophyta; Magnoliopsida; Fabales; Fabaceae
Source: the annotation of a GenBank genome assembly